UAAGCCAGUUCGAGUGUCAGUGAAAGUAAAACGCAGCAGCUCCAUUUUGUGUCGAGGGGAAAAUAAACCAUUUCAGGAGUAAAAACACAGGUUUGAUUUAACACACCGAUGUAGGAGUGAAGUAAACGUGUGUCCUGCUGUAAUCUGGAGAAGGAGACAUGACCUCCAACAUGAGUGUGUCUGGAAAACAGGACUUAAAGAAAGACGAGAGAAUGAUGGAGGGAAAGAGAUCAGACUCACCAGAACCCAGCUGUGUGUCCAUGAAGAGUGACCAGUCAAUGGGAUUUCCGCUUAACUUCAGAGACAGAGACAGUUCUACUGAUGUGAGAAUGAUGGAGGGAAAGAGAUCAGACUCACCAGAACCCAGCUGUGUGUCCAUGAAGAGUGACCAGUCAAUGGGAGAUCCAAUUACCUUCGGAGACAGUUCUCCUGAUGUGAGACCACAAAAGAAGAAAUCAAACAUCAGCAGAAAUCAGUUGGAGUCCAUAUUCAAGGAGCUGGAACACAAAGUCAUCACUCUGAUAAAGAAUGAGCUGAAGAGGUUUAGGAAGCUCCUGAGUCCAGAUUACCCAGCAUGCACUGAGAGGGAGGUGGAGGAUGAGGAGGAUCUGCACAGUGUCAGAGAGGGAGCGCUGAAGAUCACACUGCACGUCCUGAAGAACAUGAACCACACAGAUCUCGCUAACACACUGCACAACAAGUCUGUGGCCUCUGUGUAUCAGUCAAAGUUGAAAUCCAGCCUGAAAGAGAAGUUUAAAAGAAUUAAUGAAGGAAUCUCACAGCAUGGAAGCUCAGCACUUCUGAAUGAGAUCUACACAGAGCUCUACAUCACAGAGGGUUGGAGUAGAGACAUCAAUAAUGAACAUGAGGUGAGACAGAUUGAGACAGCAUCCAGGAGACCAGCAACACAGGAGACACCCAUCAAAUGUAAUGACCUCUUUAAAGACAAGUCCAUCAGAACUGUGCUGACUAAAGGAGUUGCUGGAAUUGGAAAAACAGUCUCUGUGCAGAAGUUCAUUCUGGACUGGGCUGAAGGAAAAGCAAAUCAGGACGUCUUCUUCAUGUUUCCACUUCCCUUUAGAGAGCUGAAUUUGAUGAAGCAGGAAAAUCUCAGUCUGAUGAAUCUUCUUCAUCACUUUUUCACAGAAAGGAGAAAUCUAGAAUUAAUAGACUGUGAGUCCUACAACGUGGUGUUGAUCUUUGAUGGUCUGGAUGAGUGUCGACUUCCUCUAAAUUUCCAGAGCAAUGAGAGAUUGUGUGAUGUGACAGAGUCAGCCUCAGUGGAUGUGCUGCUGAUAAACCUCAUCAAGGGGAAUCUGCUUCCCUCUGCUCUCCUCUGGAUAACCUCUCGACCAGGAGCAGCCAAUCAGAUCCCUCCUGAGUGGGUAGACCAGGUAACAGAGGUACGAGGCUUCAGUGAUCCUCAGAAAGAGGAGUACUUCAGGAAGAGGAUCAGUGAUCAGAGCCUGGCCAAUAAAAUCAUCACACACAUGAAGUCUUCAAGAAGCCUCUACAUCAUGUGCCACAUCCCAGUCUUCUGCUGGAUUUCAGCCACUGUUCUAGAGAGAAUGUUGGGUGAAGCAGAGAGUGGAGAGAUCCCCAAGACUCUGACUCAAAUGUUCACACACUUCCUGAUCUUUCAGAUCAAACACAAGGACCAAAAGUACCAUCAGAAAUGUGACCCUGAUCCUCAGCAGACCAGAGAGAGUAUCCUGGCACUGGGAAAACUGGCUUUUGAACAGCUGGAGAAAGGAAACCUGAUCUUCUAUGAGGAAGACCUGAGAGAGUGUGGCAUUGAUGUCAGAGAAGUGUCAGUGUACUCAGGAGUUUGUACCCAAAUCUUCAGAGACGAGUUUGGGCUUCACCUGGGAAAGGUGUUCAGCUUUGUACAUCUGAGUGUUCAGGAGUUUAUGGCUGCUUUAUAUGUAUUUUUGUCUUUCAUCUUUAAAAAAAGCAAUGUGUUAAUGGAGCAAAGCCCUAGCAUUCUGCAUCUCUACAAAAAGUCAAACAUGUCUGAUUUCCUCAGGAGUGCAGUGGACAAAGCCUUACAGAGUGAGAAUGGACACCUGGACCUGUUCCUCCGCUUCCUUCUGGGUCUCUCCCUGGAGUCCAAUCAGACUCUCUUACAAGGCUUAAUGCCACAGACAGGAAGCAGCUCUCACAGCAAACAGGAAACAGUCAAGUACAUCAAGGAGAAGAUCAGGGAGAAUCCAUCUCCAGAGAAAUCCAUCAAUCUGUUCCACUGUCUGAAUGAACUGAAUGAUCAUUCUCUAGUGCAGGAAAUACAAACUUACCUCAACAGAGGAGAUGACCGUUGCCUCUAUGGGGCCAGACUCUCUCCUGCUCAGUGGUCAGCUCUGGUGUUUGUGUUACUGAACUCAGAACAGGAGCUGGAUGUGUUUGAUUUGAGAAAAUAUGACCGAUCAGAGGAAUGUCUUCUGAGGCUGCUGCCAGUGGUCAAAGCCACCAGAAAAGCUGAGCUGCGUGUGUGUAAUCUGACAGAGGAAAGCUGUAGAGUUCUGUCCUCAGUUCUCAGCUCAAACUCCUCCAGUCUGAGAGAACUGGACCUGAGUGGAAAUGAACUGCAGGAUUCAGGAGUGAAGCUGCUCUCUGCUGGACUGGAGAAUCCACACUGUACACUGGAGAUACUGGGCCUGCGUGAGUGUAAUCUGACAGAGGAAAGCUGUAGAGUUCUGUCCUCAGUUCUCAGCUCAAACUCCUCCAGUCUGAGAGAACUGGACCUGACUAACAAUAAACUGCAGGAUUCAGGAGUGAAGCUGCUCUCUGCUGGACUGGAGCAUCCACACUGUACACUGGAGAUACUGAGGCUGUGGAAGUGUAAUCUGACAGAAGAAAGCUGUAGAGUUCUGUCCUCAGUUCUCAGCUCAAACUCCUCCAGUCUGAGAGAACUGGACCUGAGUGUCAAUAAACUGCAGGAUUCAGGAGUGAAGCUGCUCUCUGCUGGACUGGAGAAUCCACACUGUACACUGGAGACACUGGAGAUGCGUUACUGCCGUAUUAGAGAUGAGGGGUGUGCUGCUCUGGCUUCAGCUCUGAGGUCAAACUUCUCAUCACACCUGAGAGAACUGGAUCUGAACGGUAAUAAUCCAGGAGAAUCAGGAGUGAAGCUGCUCUCUGAUCUACUGAAGGAUCCACACUGUAAACUGGAGACACUACAGUGAGUUACUGACUUACUGCCUCUUUAUUGUACUGUAUGAUAUUUAAUAUUCACUGUAUACUGCAUUAUCUUGUCACUUUUACUAUGU
This is a messenger RNA of Pangasianodon hypophthalmus (striped catfish), 3266 nucleotides long. Its product is annotated as NACHT, LRR and PYD domains-containing protein 12-like. NCBI's taxonomy places the organism in Eukaryota, Metazoa, Chordata, Actinopteri, Siluriformes, Pangasiidae. The coding region runs from base 159 to 3182 and encodes 1007 amino acids. Gene Ontology annotation, molecular function: protein binding. The record is from RefSeq and is a predicted model, not a curated record. The transcript is spliced from 11 exons.